CCGCCUCCCUCCCACGGCCCCGGCCGCUGUGCUCUCCCGGACACGCCAGCUCCCGGCGCAACAAUACAAGGACGACGCCGCCUCCUCCUCCUGCUCCUGCCCUCCCAAGGGAUAGGUGCAGGGGACCGAUCCUGAAGGGGGAGCUCGGGGCUACCAGACGGACCGGACCAAGUCAUCCCAGUGCCUGCGUCACCAGGACAGUGCGGUGUCCUGAUCCCGGACGCUACGUUUUGCUAGCAUGCCAGCGUGUCACCCCAGCGUUUGUUUUUACCUCCUAUGAGUCAGAGCUGGCCUCGGUUCAGAGCUAAGCCCCUGCCAUCCAGCUCAGCCCCCACACGUCCAGCUCUUUAACCCCUGUGGCAUCGCCCAGGUCCCAGCGUAGUCGAUCCCUUCCCCUCGCCCCCCCCCCCUAAACGUCCUCAAACCCAAUUCACCCCCCUCCGUUUCGGUAAACAGAAGCUGUCCCUGUGUUGAAGUUUGCCGCUGCUGUUUAUGUGGGAUUAAUAUCACUUUUGAAAUCACACGUAGCAAACGACCUUUGCUGAUUUCCCGAACCACCGCCGCCGCCGCCACCACCACCGCCGCCGCAACCACCACCGCCGCCGCAACCACCGCUCUUUGAACACCGCCGACUCCGGCCCCGUCACCAGACGGGGGUUUUGCGGCUCGCCAUGGCGGUCAACAUGAGCAUGAGCAUGGGCCGGGACACCAAGUGGCUGACCCUGGAGGUGUGCCGGGAGUUCCAGCGGGGCACCUGCUCGCGCUCGGACGCCGAGUGCAAGUUCGCCCACCCGGCGCGCAGCUGUCACGUGGAGAACGGCAGAGUCAUCGCCUGCUUCGACUCGCUCAAGGGGCGUUGCACCCGCGAAAACUGCAAGUACCUGCACCCCCCGCCCCACCUGAAGACCCAGCUGGAGAUCAACGGCAGGAACAACCUGAUCCAGCAGAAGACGGCGGCGGCCAUGUUGGCUCAACAGAUGCAGUUCAUGCUGCCGGGAGCCCAGUUGCAGCCCAUAACCACGUUCCCCGUCACGCCCUCCAUGGCCACCAGUCCCAGCAUGGCGUUCAGUCCGUACCUGAGCCACAUGGCUCCAGGGAUGGGCCUGAUGCCCGAGCUGAUGCCCAGCGCUCCUCUGCUGGUCCCCGGGAGCCCCACCAGCCUGGCCGCCAUGGGCAACGGCACCUCCACGCAUAAAUCCAUCCGCACGGACAAGCUGGAGGUGUGCCGGGAGUUCCAGCGGGGCAACUGCACCCGCGGGGAGAACGACUGCCGCUACGCCCACCCGCUGGAGGCGGGCAUGGUGGACUGCAGCGAGAACUCGGUCAUCGUGUGCAUGGACUACAUCAAGGGCCGCUGCAGCCGGGACAAGUGCAAGUACUUCCACCCGCCGGCGCACCUGCAGGCCCGCAUCAAGGCCGCGCAGCACCAGGCCGGCCAGAACGCCGCCUCCUCCGCGUCCAUGCAGGUUCCCCAGGGGGCCAUGCACCAACUACCAAAGAGGUCCCCCAUGGAGAAGAGUAACGGAGCCCCCGCCACUGUCUUCAGCCCCAGCAUGUUCCACUACCAGCAGGCCCUGGCCAACAUGCAGCUGCAGCAGACCUUCAUCCCCACCGGCUCCAUCUUGUACAUGGCCCCCUCAGGAGCCAUAGGACUUAUGAAAGCCGCGGCCCCGCCGGCGGCAGAGGGCCGCUGGGAGAGACGGGACUGGAGCGGCUGCCGGCAGGGGCCUGGCCGCCUGCUGUCUAUACCUGGAUUCACUGUAGACCCAUCGGAGGUCAUGAACGGCGACGCAGUGGAGCUCCAUUGCAUCCCGAUGGAGACCCACUUCUGUCCCGUCCCCAAGCUGCUGAUGGCCACUCCGGUGGGCCUCAACUCAGUGAGCCUGGCCCGCCACCCCAGUUAAGAAACCCCGCCCCCUCACCCUAUCCACUCUACUACACCCAUCCACCCACCCAUCCCUUAAAGAGUAACUCGACUCUCAGAAUGCAACAAAAAUGUGCCUAAUCCAAAUGUGCACACUUACCGAGUGGCAGUGUGAACCUGAAGGUGGAGAUGUUUUAGUGUGUAAAGAAAAGGCCCAGAAUACCGGAGCUGGGCCGAGUGCCGCACUCUUUGGAGGGGGAGCCUCUUGAGCAUUGGGGGGAGAACAGUCGCCAUGACAUGUAUUGACUUUAGGCGGUGGCCUGACACUCCCAGGCUCCCACAGCCAUACAUGCCCAGUGCCACACCUUCAAGAAAUACACGCACUAAAACACGCAAACACACACACAUAAACACACACAUAAACAAGUUUUCGACAGCGAAAAAAAACCCUCAUGGGUUCCAAGCCAUCGUCUUGUACUGAAGAGCAAACGACAUGACUGGGUGACUGCACCAAAGUAUAAGAAAAUAUCAAUAAUACGGCAGGAAAUGCUAAUUAAGGAAUUCCACUCGAUUAACUAACCGGAAUGCCAAUGGUCACCAUUAUGUUUGCCACUGAUGGCAUUAUGUUGGAAAGGGGGGGGGGGGGGGUUUGUAUUGUAUGAAAUCGAAUUUAUGUUUCAUGAUUUGUGUUUCAAUAUUUUAUGUCUCAAUUUUAUUAGUACAAUGCUGUCAAAAAAAGUUUUGUGUUUUUUCAGGGUCAAUCAUCUCAUUCUACCUGAGAAACAGAACAUCCGGUUAUUGUUAAUUUGUCUGUGCCUUUAAAUGAUCUAUUGUGGCACAAAAUGUGACCUUAUGUGACUGUCACUAAAGAAAACAAUAAUUUGGCUGUGAAAAAAUAUUUCUUUUUUAUUUUAUUGAAAUUUUGUAGACAGGGUUCCGUUCUGUUUUAUUUUCUCGAGGGUAAACAAAAACUAUCCAAUUUAUACCCUAAAAAUAUUACAACUAGUGGUGAACGGGGUUCAUUUGGAGCAAAUGGUAGUGCUCUUUCUUCAGCAACACAAUGUCUUUAUGGAGCAAUGUGUAAGAUGAUAAAGGCUAGUACUAGUGUUUAGCUUAAACUCCAUACCAGUUUAAGUUUACAAUUAGGUCAAACUACAAUAUAUUUAUCAUUUUAGUAGCUAAUAUUGCCAAUUAGAUGUAUUUCAUUUAUUUAUGAUAACCAAGCAAUGCCCAAAGUGCAUCAUAAUUUAUUGCUUUCAAAUUUGUUGAAUAUUUCACCAUCAAUUAUUUAAUGCUAGCCCUUGAUGAAGAUAAAAAAAUAUUCCUAUUCCAGCCAUCUUGGCCCGGGCAUUUUCGGUUCUUUUAAAUAUGAAUAACAGCAUGACUCUUACACAUUUCCCCUUAUGUGUAAGAGCGUUAUUCCAUGUACUCUGACCUUUUCAUACAGGAUCAAAGUAGAUCAUUAUAAAUAUAAAAGCUACCAUUAUAAAUCAGAAUUGGUCUUCAGUGCAGUAUAUCUGACCAGUGAAUGUUCUUUGGCUGUAAAAGCUUUGAAAUUACUCAAGCGCCACCUACUGUCUUUGGCUUUGAGGUCAGUUUAUCAGUCUUUCUAAGAUUAUCCCAAUUCCAAAUUUGAUUAUGGAUCUCUGUGCAAUGUUUGAUGAAUGACAAUCUCUAAGCAUAGUCGGGGCACUUGUUAAGUAAAAAAUAACGCCUAUUACAUCGUAGGUGCUUUAGAAAGAGUUAAAAUAAGUCCUGGUCCCAUGUCGGCUUGGAUCUUAUUUGAACCAAAAUGAUCGCCUGGGGAACAAAGCUGAAACUGAACAAUUUCUUAAUUGGGAACUUUGAGCUUUGACAGCCGAUGAUAGAAUGGUUGCACAGCAUGAAAGCAGCAAGUGCUUUCCUGUUUUUGUGCAAAUUCACCAAAGUCUGUAUUGGAAGAGUAGUGGCCUACGAAUGGAACAUCCCUAGUCAAUGCGAUAACUUUUUGUGUUUCAGAAAAUUGAAACACAAACGCUGUACCUGGUAGAAAUCUAUAAAAAAAUACAAAACGGCAACGAGGGAAUUGCUUUUAAAUAUAAUUCUAUUUUUGGGGGUAAAUUUCACCCCAUUGUUUGGCUGUUGGAGUGACUCAGUGGCACUAAGAUUGUUAUUUAAAUUGGCUCUUCAGGGAGAAAAAAGAGAACUUGAAUCUGUGUUGUCUGACUUAAAAAGCGUAUUCUCUUUUCCUCUGAUUCUGUUCAUUCUUUAAUAGUCUACAGACUCUAAAUGCUAAUACUACUCUAGUCAGGGGAGGACUUAAUUCCCACAAGGAGAAGCCAGAAAACAAAAUAUGUGGGCCGGAGAUAUGAAAGGUGCCCCAGAUUUGAUCCCACAGUGGGUAUCGAAUAAUAAAAAAUUAAAUAAAAAACAGAAUACACUGGCCGUCGAAUUCUAAUACAAUUAAGUGAAGGGAAUAUGUGCCUCUUUCCAGUCUCCUUAAGUGUUGAUUGUUCAUACACUGUUAAACAGAUCGAUAGGGAGAGAUGGAUCUGUAGUUCAUCGUUCAUCAUAACAGUAAGCUAUAUCUGUCUAGUUUCUUUGGGGCAGCUGUGCUGUCUUGACAUGAAUAAGGUAAACGUAACCAAUACUCUUAAUUAGUUGUGUGCAUAUGUAUCUAUGUUAAAAGAGACGAUGAAUCCCAUAUUCCAUUAGCUGAAAAGGGUGACUCAUUUUGUGCCAUUUCCCACUGAAGAUGUGUCAUGUUUAAGUCAUGUUAUUGUGUCGUGAAUGUAUUUAAUGCAAAAAAAUUAACCAUGCCCAUUUAAAAGAAUGGCAUGUGGAAAUAUAAUGAUUCACUACAUAUAGACUUUUUCAAAGGUAACAUAAAUAUCAUGUUGAUACUGUGUUAGGACAUUAAAGUAUGUGUAUUAUUAUAUAGAUUUAUAUUUAAUGUUCAUGGGUGGUGUGACUACUUAAAAAAAUAAUUAUAUCCUUGAGCAAAUUCUGUCCCGACCUUUGUUUCAUGAAUUUGAUUUUAAAGGCAAAUGUUUCUCUCUGACUUAUUGAAGUGAUGAAAAGAAUGUCCAGGCAAGUUGUUUUGUCUAAACCUUAGAGCUUUGGAAGACAUGCGUUGUCCAGUCAAGAAAAAAAAGAAAAAAAAUCUCUCUUCUGUCAUGUCAUUAUGCCUUCACCAACUGCUAUCCAGCUGGAAUAACAAAAUACUUGACAAAUGAAUGGUGCCACUCUUGAGGUAUUUAAUUUUAACUGAACGUUUACCAUUGUUUGUCAUGUUUAAAAGUGUCUAUUCCUUGUACACUUGAACGUGUUUUUGUGUGAGUACAUAGAUGAUCUUUUUCUUUAUAGUCUCUCACUCUUUUCCUUGACCCUCGGUUAUCUACAGACCUGAUGUUUAGUAUCCACUGUAAUUAUUCUUGCCAUCUUCAUGAAUUCAUACCCUUUGACUGUGGAGAAUAUGCAACUCCUUUUUGUCAUUGCAUACCGUGAGAUCAGAUCUCAAAGCAUGAGGACAGGUCGUAUUAUUCGGUCCUACUGGAGGUUCUGAUGGCCAGGACAGAGCCAUGGGGCCUGGUUUCUUCGUCACUGUAUAAAGUCGUGAUUGCAAUGUAAUGAAAGUAAUUUAGUGGUAAGUUUAAACUUUUUUUUUAAUUAUUUGACUAAAUAAAUCAAUGCAUGAAAAUAAAAAAUAUUCAUUUAAGUAAAAUACUUUGUGUAGACUUAUAACGAGUAUGUAUACCUAAAUUGAUAGAUCCAUUGUUGAUUAGAAAAGUUACUGUUGCUAUGGCAACAAAAUUACAAUGUGGCUACCUUUGUAUUAACCUAAUUAUUUUUCACGUAAAUUGAAAUAACAAUUUAGAGAAUAAACCUACUUAUUCACAAAAGGGAAUGUUUAGUUAGUUUAGAGUAUGUUUUACGGAAACAAAUAAGUCAUUGUAAUAUUCAAAAUUCCUUUGGGGAGACUGGUCACGUGUAACUUUAUUAUGGUUUGUGAGUGUGUCUUAAAUCUGCUUUGUUUUGAUUGUUUUUCUUUCCUUUUUGUUGGUGUCAAACGUAAAAAAAAUAGAUUUUUGCUGACGUAAACAUGUAUCUUUUGGGAGGUGAAGAGGUUUUUGGCUUGAAAAAUGAAACGAUGGACACCACAACCUGCCCUCUCCCAUUCAUUAUUUGGACCUUCCGUCCUCGGACUAGAUGAUUUUUCUCGACUAGAAGUGUUGUUCAUCUGAAGUCUCUUUCCUCUCCGGCUAGCCCAGCUGUGCUGGUUGAUGUCGAUCCUCGCUGGGGUGUACGAAUGUGUGAUAUUCACCUUGUUUGCACUUAUGUACAUAACUAUGUCAAAAAUAUUCAAAAAUUUAUUUUGAAUAAAUAUAGAGAAAACUGAUAAAAACGAAAUCGCUGUAUUGUUAAGCAAUACAACCAGUAUGCUGUUAUAAGUUCUAGGAAUUAUGAGAAAGACGGUUUUGAAUGAUUUGUCCUGUUCUAUUUGCUAAAGCCCUACUGCUUGCUAAGCAUGAUAUUGUUAUGCUGUAAAAAAAAUCUUAGCAAUUUAGACAACCAUUUUAUAGGUGCAGCAAGUAUCUGAUCUUAAAAUUAACUUUGAAAGAUUAAUUUAACGAUACCUUUUUUGUCAUUUUUAAAAGAUUCCAAAUGAUUGCGUAAUGCAGCAGUGAUAAAUCUUUCGCAAAUUACUGAAUUAAAUUUCAAAUAAUUAAUCUCCUAUUACCAAAACAUUUCUUUAACAGUCUUUAAACCGAAUAUCUGGAUGAGUGAUAAUUUUACAUUUAUUUCUUUGUAAGAAAAUGAUGUCAUUUGUUUUUCUGCUCAAUCACUAUGAUUGCUCAAUAAUCAGUGAAUCUGACUCACCUAUUGAAUUUCUAUCAAAGAUUGGACAGUGAAAAACAUGUUCCAAGAGAGCUUUUAAUACAAAAUACCCUUUAAACUAUAUACAUCAAACCUGGUCAUUUAUCGCUUUAUAUAUUGCUUGUGAAGCCAAUGAUUUUGUUGCCAUGGCAUCUGUCCUAGUGUUGGAUUAACUCGAGAGUCAUUCCGUUGUGGUGUUUCGAAGCCUUCAGGAUGGGGGGAGAAAAAAAGAUUGUUUUUUGUUUUUUCUAAAAUUGUGUUAAUGCCUAAUGCUAUACUUCUGUACUGUGUGUAUAUCAAACCCAGGAAAUCAGCUUUGUGUCUAUUUUGCUCUGUAUCCUGCAGACUUCUACUGCUAUAGUAUAGUGGAAUGUACAUGUGGGCUACCAUGUAUGAAUUGGGCUCCACUGGCAGUAGAUUUUUGUUUAACAUCACUGCAUUGUGCUUUUAUUCCACUUUUGUUGCUAUCACUUGACCACAGUUAAGUUUAUCUGUGCCUUCAUCAUUAAGCGUAUAUAUUUGUGUUUUUCCUUUGUGUAACUCUAACAUUAUAAUCAAUUUCCAUUUCACAAUUCAUUUCCAGAACUGCAUGUACAGUGAGUAGCUGUCUUGAAUACUUUGGAUAGAGUUGGUGAACCAUGGAAGCGAGUAACAAAAUAGCAACUAGAGAAAAAGCAUAAGGGCCUGUUGAGGACUAAGCCAUACGAAACACUUCUCUCUCUCUUCUCUCUUCUUUCUUCUCUGUUCUCUCUUCCCUCUCUCUGCCUGCCUCUCUUGCACACUGAAACAUCACAGCCCAGUUUCGUCGCUCUACCAUAUUGUUGCUUAUCGUUAUAUUUUAGCUAAUUGGGUUUCUAUGUGCUACUGCUACAUGGCAAUUUAUUUUGUGGUGUAUGAUUAUCAAAAUGCAGGUUAAUUUGCCUAUAUGAUGAUGAUGACCUUUUUCUAUUUUUGUUUUGUUUUACCCUUUAAUAAAGCCCUUAUUGGUG
This is a messenger RNA of Gadus chalcogrammus (walleye pollock), 7710 nucleotides long. It is a transcript of the gene mbnl3, whose product is annotated as muscleblind-like splicing regulator 3. Gene Ontology annotation, molecular function: metal ion binding. NCBI's taxonomy places the organism in Eukaryota, Metazoa, Chordata, Actinopteri, Gadiformes, Gadidae. Bases 672 to 1904 code for a protein of 410 amino acids. The transcript is spliced from 9 exons. The record is from RefSeq and is a predicted model, not a curated record.